ACCAGCUUACUAGUAUCGUUCCGACUCUCGUAUCAAUCUCUCGUUGCUCUCUUUUUCUAUCUUUUUUCUUUUCUUUUCGAUCUCCCUCUCUCUAUCUGUCUGUCUGUCUGUCUCUCUCUCUCUCUCCCUCUUUGCCGCCUGGUCCGCGCGACGCGUCGACUGCUGGAGCUCCUGUUCCCUUGACAGUUCCCUCGAGUUCGGGCGAGCCUUAUGUGUCCCGAGUCGAUCGAUUCUUGCCGAAGUGACGAUUUUGCUCCAGUGCCGAUCGUUCGAUCGAUUACGGCCUCCUUGGCCGCCGUUUUGACAGUUCAGAGGAAACCCAUUAGCUUGACGAUAGAUGGAGACGAAGACGGAACCGCUGACGCCGCCGCAAACACCUCCAACCGUGGACAGAUCGAUGCAUAAUCAUCAGCAGCAGCAACAGCAGCAGCAGCACCACGUGCCGUUUCCCAGGUGGACCAGGUCCCAGCCUUACCCUGUCGGCAGGUAUCUUCAGCAGCAACAACACGUCCAAGCGACGCACCAGAACGUCGGUGGCUACCAGGCCACCUUCUUGGACACCUGGCUGAAAGGCGCGGCCCUGCUCGCGGUCCGAGGUUGCUGUCCUCAGACUCGUCCGCAUUUCUAUUAUCAUCAGACCCAUCAGAAUAUGAUCCCGGUGCCGCCGCCCGCGCCCUCGUUCCUCGCGAGAAGAUCGCCGGGUCAGAGGCCGAAGAAGCAGUUCAUUUGCAAGUUUUGCAAUCGACAGUUCACCAAGAGCUACAACCUGCUGAUCCACGAGAGGACCCACACCGACGAGCGCCCGUACUCGUGCGACAUAUGCGGGAAGGCCUUUCGCAGGCAGGAUCAUCUGCGGGACCACCGAUAUAUACACAGCAAGGAAAAGCCAUUUAAAUGCACCGAAUGCGGCAAGGGAUUCUGCCAGAGCAGAACUCUAGCGGUGCACAAAAUUCUGCAUAUGGAGGAGUCGCCGCACAAAUGCAACAUCUGCGGCCGGAGCUUCAACCAGAGGAGCAAUCUGAAGACGCAUCUGAUGACGCAUUCGGAGGUGCCGCAAGACCUCAGGAUCGAGCCUCAGGUGUCCUCGGAUUCGACCAGAAUCAUCACCACAGAGGUCAGACAGAUGGAGCGAAUAAGCAACCUUCUGCCGAUUCAAAGGACCGCGCCGAAGCUCGGCUUCAGCAUAGAAGACAUCAUGAGACGUUAAGAGAUUCAUUUUAUCCCGAAUUCGCUGAGAAAAAAAUUCUUGACUUGAUUAAAUUUCAAUAUUAUUUUGUUAAUUAAACAUAUAAAAAUAUUUUAAUUAAACAGCAUUAAAUCUCAACGAAACGUAUAUUUCACUUAAUUACUAAUAUAU
Molecule: messenger RNA, 1357 nt
Organism: Nylanderia fulva
Lineage: Eukaryota; Metazoa; Arthropoda; Insecta; Hymenoptera; Formicidae
Gene: odd
Product: odd skipped
Biological process (GO): regulation of transcription by RNA polymerase II; embryonic hindgut morphogenesis; embryonic pattern specification
Cellular component (GO): nucleus
Molecular function (GO): DNA-binding transcription factor activity, RNA polymerase II-specific; RNA polymerase II transcription regulatory region sequence-specific DNA binding
Source: RefSeq, a predicted model, not a curated record